UUUAACUUUAGUGAUGGGAACUUUAUUUGUUAUAUGUUUUAUAUUUUCCACGCACAUGGCCGAAACUUUCGGACAAUUAUCAUUACUUCAAAACAGGACCUUUGAUGAAAACGGUCUCUUACCUAGUACCGCAUCAGGUAAAGCGUCAAAUGUCUUACGUGAAAUUCUGAAUCAGGAAAGUCUUGUUCGUUUCUCAAUGGUACAAAGAAUACAGAGUUUGGUUAUGGACGCCAUGGAAAAUAAAAACGAUAGACAGGUUAUGAAGACAAAGCUUUCGGAUGUGAUAAAACAGUUACAGAAUGUUGAGACAAAAGGCCAGAGACUCGAGGAAGAAAACGCUAAACUUAAACGAGAAAUGAAGAGUUUGAAUGCAACAUUAAAUAGCACAAAAUACCUUUCAAUGGAAGAAAUUAGAAAUCUCAACGAAACAGAAAUAUGGAGCCUUAAAAGAAAGUUACUGGAAAAAUUACAAGUUAUGGAGAAAAAAGAUCGGCGGAUAAUGGCACAAUUGAUAUCGUUAAAUGAAUCAGAAAUAGCUCUUCAGAAAGAAAACCAGAAAAUGACUGAGGAAAGUGAAAAAUCUAACAGGCGAAUGUCAGUGCUUGAAAAGAAUAUAGACAUUUUGAAUGGCUCUCAAUCUACGAUCAAAAACAUAAUGUUGAAUCUUCAAAAUGAUAACCUUUUGCGAGAUGAUGUUGACAAGUUGAACGAGACUUUACAACAAACUUUUGACAAACAAAUUAAAAAAGUAGAGGAUAUGUUUAGAAUUUUCUCCGACUCUGUUAAUGAAACACUUGACGAAAUUAGUGUGGAUCGCAAUGAGUCGGCUUUACAAUGGAUGCAAACUUCUUCUUACAUAUAUCAGGCUAAUGCACAUGAAGGGUAUUUCCAUGAUUGCUGGAACAUUUUACAAAAAUACCCGAGUCUACAGGGAAAAGACGGGGUUUAUCCAUUAAAUAUAACCUCCAAGCCAACGUUUGCGUACUGUGACAUGACAACGGAAGGGGGAGGAUGGACAGCAAUACAAAGAAGACAAGACGGGUCUACAGAUUUUUAUCGGACGUGGUCAGAAUAUAAACAAGGUUUUGGGAAUCCCUCAAAAAACUAUUGGAUUG
Saccostrea cuccullata (small rock oyster) is the source of this 1115-nucleotide messenger RNA. Its product is annotated as angiopoietin-2-like. The annotation marks the transcript as partial. The transcript is spliced from 3 exons. The record is from RefSeq and is a predicted model, not a curated record. Lineage: Eukaryota; Metazoa; Mollusca; Bivalvia; Ostreida; Ostreidae.